CGGUAGUAGCGCGGGCUCCAUUACUGCCCAGGAGGAGGUGACGGGACGGGACAGCGAGCGCCGGCGAUGGAGGCGGUGAACCGCGCUCUCGGGGCCUUUCCUACCGCCCUGGCCGGAGGCCUCGGGCUCGGUAUCUGCGCUACCGGAGCUGCCAUCUACAGGGUGGCCACCAGGAAGAAGCCGACUCAUGUGAAGGUGAAUUGCUGGUUCUGCAGCCAGGAUACAACCGUACCUUACGGGAACAGAAACUGCUGGGAUUGUCCAAACUGUGAGCAGUACAAUGGUUUUCAAGAGAAUGGAGACUACAAUAAGCCAAUUCCUGCUCAGUACAUGGAACAUCUGAAUCACAUGGUCACCAGCUGGGCAACACCCUCUCAAGCUUCUAAAAUUCAGCAGUGGCCGAAUGGGCAAAUUCUGUUCUGCAAGAAAUGCAACAGCAACCAGCCCCUGAAGAUCAAGCAGUUGGCAUCUUUUGUGCCUCGGGAUGAGGAUAAGUAUGAAGAAGAAAUUGAGGUAUAUAAACACCAUCUUGAACAGACUUACAAGCUAUGCCGUCCCUGUCAGACAGCAGUGGAGUAUUAUAUCAAACACCAAGACCGACAGAUUCGGGCAAUUCUAUUUGACCAUCAACUUCGUCGUCGAGAAGCAGACAAAACCUUUGUUCAGAGUUCUCAUUAUUCCAGCCUUUCCACUCCGCUCAAAGUAUUACUCCUUCGAUUUGUGGCUUUUUUUAGUUGUGCUGUGUUGGUUGCCAUGGCAGUAUAUGGAUCAGGUGAUUCAUUUAUGGGCCAGAAACCUCCAGCCGAAAUGCAUGUGGUCGAUCCGGUAUCACAUCUAUCCAAUAGCAGCGACGAAGCUAUUUCAGUAUCUGAUCCUGUUGAAAAUGUCACUGGCUGGGAACAGCUGUGGGAUGUGCUGCCAGAGGAAAUGCUGACAAACCUGCAAGCCAUGUGGGAGUAUGGGAAGAACCACCAAAUGGCUGUUGUUACCACUGGUCUGUUCACUUGCCUAUUGGCUGUACUUCUAGCUGGGCGCAUAAGGCUUCGGAGGAUCGAUGCACUGGCUUCUCUACUCUGGCUUGCAGUGAUGGGCUUACAUUUGAUGGAGAAUUACCUGCAGACCGAUGUUCCUGGUUGGCUUGACACUCUAAAAUUCAGCACCACAUCCCUGUGUUGUUUGGUGGGCUUCACUGCAACCAUCGCUACUCGGAAGUCAAUUGGCCAGCGGCGAUACAGGGCACGAAGGUCAGAGUCUGAACAAUGAACAGUGGCAGAAAUGAACUCUUGUGUGAAUGAAUCUGUCCUUAUUUAUCCAGUGGAGCGCUGUUUCCUAUCUCGCUUUUCCAUCAUUUAAUUGUUUUCUAAGGAUGUUAAAGAUGCAGCAUCAUUUUUUGUCGACCUAUGGAUGAGAGCUUUACUUUAUAAUCUUACGAAAAUCAAACCUACACAACAACGUACUCUUUCUUCCAUCUAUGUUAGGUUAGUGGGUUUAAAAAAAAUCCAAUUAACUACUUAUUCAAACUUAACAAAUUAACUGAAAAUGCUUGGAACUUUUAGACCAAGUGACAAGACUUCAAUUUAUUUUUAAGGGGUAAUAGAUCUCCUGUGGCGUUGGUCAACACGUCACAGGGUAAUGUGAAGUUAUGGUGCCUCUUAGUGGCAGGUAGCCUGCAGCUACAGUGUCACUGAAAACCUUCACUUAGGGAGUUCCCAUGAUAGCUGGUUAUGUAUGCAUUACAGUCAUGAAGGUCAGUGUGGAAAGUGUGACUAAACAUCAUGACGAGAGGACAGUAAUGCAUAUACUAUUUAAGGUAAUGAAAUUAAAUAAUAUCUUUCAGGGAUAAUUUUGAACAUUGUUUGGGUUAUUUUUAAAUGAUGCAUCCAUUUCACAACUUAAAUUCAUGGUGCUCAAUGAUAAAUUAAACUAGCACAACAGCCAUUUAAUACAGUUUGCCUUUGCUCUUUUUAUAGUAUAUUGUACUAUUGUGAAAGAAAACUUAGCUCUGUGUGCUCUCUCCCAUUCAGAAACGAGCGAUUAAUGAUGGGCCUCCUUUUUAAAAGACUAAGAACACUACAGACCUCAAUAUUGUUUCAUAUUCAAUAAAGAGCAUCAAUAUUCUUGAUUUAUACUUAAUUCCAGUGAUACUGUUGUGCUUGAUUCUUCAGUUUUGCGAUACUGACUCAUUCAAUCUUUAGCUUACUGCACUUCUAAUCAAGUAUCUUUCUUGAUGGAUGUAAUUCUGACCGAGAAGAGCAAGACAUUGGGAAUGAUUGGAUAACUCUACCAAGUAGCCAGCACAUGCACAAUGGGUUAAAUGCCUGUGCUUUGUGGUGUCCAAUCUUUCGUAUAAUUGAGAAGCUGAAUUAAGACACUUUCUCCCCCAGCCCCUCAAAAAAAAUUGUUGCAAGAUAACAAUGUAAUUGAGACCUAAACAAAAAUUGAGUAUAGAAAGAGAAAGUGAAUCUGUUUGAUUUUCUUAAAGGUGCAAGCAGUCCAUUCUAGGUCCAAAAAAGAUUACUGUUUCUUUAAAACAAACUUUGCAUUCCUGGCUUCAGACUAGUGAACGGGUGAUACGAUGGCUUUGUUUUAACAUGUUUUGGAUCACAAAAUAUCUAGAUGAUUCUAUUUCAAUUUGAUUUGAUUUCAUUCAUUUGCAGUGUAAUCAAAGUUAAGUAUUUUUGAAGAGCAUUGAGCAUUUUCUAGUAAUUUAAGCUGAAGACAGUUUAAUGUUUAUGAAGCAGUGUUAGUAUCCCAUUGGGACCAUCAGUUCACCCAUCACUAGCUCCAAGUUCUUCUGUUUAUAUCUGCUGGUGCUCUUUUCAUAAGAGACAGCAGUUUCCUUAACUGUUUUGAAUGCUGAAUAACAUGCUAAUAUUUCAAAUCCAGCAGUACUGGGAAUGCCUCUGAAUGAUUCGUAAAAGAUAUUUAAUGCACGCAGUAUUCAAUAGACCUAAUUUGUGUUCACACUUAAAUUUAAAAUUAUAUAAAAGCCGCAUAGAAAUCCUUAAAAAUCACCAGGCGACUUGUCUUUAAAUUCUUUUUGUCAGUAGGUCAUUGAGUUUUUGUUUGGAUUUGUGAGGUGUGGGUGUUAUUAAAGAGGCCAGCGUUAUUGCUUAUCCCUCCAAACGUCUUUUUCAGCCACUGAAGUCUGGGCGUCAAAGCUAUAGUAGUGUUGGGGAGAUGAUUCCAGGAUUUUGCCCCAAUGAAGGAAUAAUGAUAUAAUUAAAAUGUUUUGUGACUUUGAGGGGAACUUGAUUAAACUGAUGAGUGAAAUUCAGAGUAAGAUGCGUUAAAAAUAAUGUGCAUAAUCUUUUUAUUUAUAAAGUUAAUUUUUAUGAAGCAUAAAUUAAUAGCCAUCCUUUAUCAUAUUGACCUUAAAUUUCCAUAUUAAAGUUAUUAUUAACUGUAAAAUAUUGGGUUUCUUUGCAACUGUUUUUCAAUUUAAAUUUUGCAUUUAUUUCUUUAUAUUGAAUUAUUGUCCUGUUUAUUUCAAAAGCCUUAGUAUUCAAAAGGGUAUAUUUGUUUUUUCGCCUUGCCUUCUGUUACUUUUUAUGCAUAUUGGUCAUUCUAGAAUGUUGUGAAAUUUGCUUAGAUUCAAGCAGCCUUUCAUUUUCUUUUGCUUCAAACCACCUUCUGUUGCCUUGUGUUUUUACCUUGUGUUUUUCCUACAUUGAAAAAUAUCUUUGUAUUGGUUUAAUUGGGUCCACUAAUGUCUGUUGUCAAGUAGCUCUAGCUGUAAUGUGCAUGGUGAAAGUGAAGCUUCCAGGUUUAUAUGUAGUGGGUUCUUUUUAAUAAAUUGUAUAUCCAAUCAUU
Molecule: messenger RNA, 3813 nt
Organism: Rhincodon typus (whale shark)
Lineage: Eukaryota; Metazoa; Chordata; Chondrichthyes; Orectolobiformes; Rhincodontidae
Gene: tmem201
Product: transmembrane protein 201
Exons: 6
Coding region: 67-1263 (398 amino acids)
Biological process (GO): nuclear migration along microtubule
Cellular component (GO): nuclear inner membrane
Molecular function (GO): lamin binding; actin filament binding
Source: RefSeq, a predicted model, not a curated record